This is a messenger RNA of Drosophila gunungcola (fruit fly), 438 nucleotides long. RefSeq lists its product as uncharacterized. NCBI's taxonomy places the organism in Eukaryota, Metazoa, Arthropoda, Insecta, Diptera, Drosophilidae. The transcript has 2 exons. The coding region runs from base 1 to 438 and encodes 145 amino acids. The record is from RefSeq and is a predicted model, not a curated record.
AUGUCGCCAAUGGGCGCUAAUAAUUUGUAUGAUGAACCCGAGGUUAUGGAGGAGUUCAUCAGUUGUUAUCGACAUUUUACCGCCCUGUGGGAUAGCAGUAGUACCGAUUAUCUAUCAAAACAAAAAAAGGAACCCGGCUAUCAGGAACUAUUGAAAAUCCUGCGACGCGUCAACGGCGGCUGUUCGGUUCAGGACGUUAAACGCAAGAUAAACUCCCUGAGAUGCUGCUACCGUCGCGAGAUCAAGAAGAUACAGGCCUCCGAAAAUGGCUAUCAACCGCGUCUCUGGUGGUUCCACCUAAUGGACUUUCUGAAGCCCGUUCUCAACAUACAAUCGCCGGUCAGGGUAAAAUCGGAGAGUAUGGACGAUAGCCCCGAUGAGACAAGCAUAAAUAAUCGGCAUAAGGCGAAGAGUGCAGGGAUAACGAACAAGUCGUAA